This is a messenger RNA of Vespa crabro (European hornet), 1636 nucleotides long. RefSeq names its product L-threonine 3-dehydrogenase, mitochondrial (gene Tdh). Gene Ontology annotation, biological process: L-threonine catabolic process. Gene Ontology annotation, molecular function: L-threonine 3-dehydrogenase activity. The record is from RefSeq and is a predicted model, not a curated record. Lineage: Eukaryota; Metazoa; Arthropoda; Insecta; Hymenoptera; Vespidae. Bases 322 to 1407 code for a protein of 361 amino acids. The transcript is spliced from 6 exons.
GCGAAAGUGUGCAAAAAAAGAAAAAUAAAAAAAUACAUAUAUGGGUUGGGUAAUGGGAGAAAAACAAGAAAUUCUAGUGUAUGUGUUCCAACAGGUUUUUGAUAUACUAAAGCAAAAGAUAUAUAAUUAUACGAGCAUUCCUCGCUUGUUUAUCAACUUCGAAUGGAAAUAAGAAAAACGGGAGAGUCCUCUUGUAACGCGAAGUUGCAAAGAACUUGUUUCCUCCGUGAGAUUGACGUAUCUAUACGUAUCGAACUACAAAAUCGCGAAGAUUUUCUCUAAACAGAAAGAAAGGAAAAAAGUAUAUCAAGUGAUAGAAGAAUGUUCGCUAGAAAUUUGAAAGGAUUAUCUUGUCUUUUCAAAUGCGUAAAGAGAAACAAUUUUGUCAUCUCGCCUAAUAAUCAUUAUCGUAACAUUUGCAACAAUAAACGUACACCAAGGAUACUUAUAACAGGUGGCCUUGGACAACUAGGUACAGAAUGUGCCAAAUUACUACGUAAGAAUUACGGAAGUGAUAAUGUAAUUCUUUCGGAUAUCAUCAAACCAACGGAGGAAAAUUUGGCUAAUGGACCAUUCAUAUUCGCAGACAUUCUUGAUUUUAAAAAUCUUCAAAAGAUCGUCGUUGAUUAUAGAAUAGAUUGGCUAAUUCAUUUCAGUGCUCUUCUUAGUGCCGUGGGAGAGCAGAAUGUUCCUUUGGCUGUGAGAGUUAACAUUGAAGGUAUGCAUAAUGUUAUUGAAUUGGCCAAACAAUAUAAAUUAAGAAUUUUCAUACCUUCAACGAUUGGUGCAUUCGGACCGGAUUCACCAAGAAAUCCAACGCCAAAUGUUACGAUUCAACGACCCCGUACCAUUUAUGGCGUUAGCAAAGUUCAUGCUGAACUUUUGGGAGAAUAUUAUUAUCACAGAUUUAAUUUAGAUUUUCGAUGUCUUAGAUUUCCAGGAGUAAUCAGUUGCGAUCCACCUGGAGGUGGUGUUACAGAUUAUGCAGUAGCUGUUUUUCACGAAGGCCUGUUAAAUGAAAAAUAUGAGUGUUACUUGGAACCUUGCACUCGAUUACCAAUGAUGUACAUCGAGGAUUGUCUUUCGGCAAUUUUUCAAUUUUUAAAUGCACCAAGUGAAAAGCUAAAAAGACGUGUAUAUAACGUUACUGCUAUGAGUUUCACACCAGAGGAACUCUUUAGUGAGAUAAUAAAACAUGUUCCAAAUUUGCAAAUUACUUAUAACCCGGACAGUCGACAACACAUUGCGGAAAAUUGGCCACAAGUUUUUGACGACAGUGAGGCACGAAAAGAUUGGGGAUGGGAAAAUAAAUACGAUCUAGACAAACUCGUAAACGCAAUGAUACGAGAUGUUACUACACACUUUUUGCCAAAAUAUCGUCUAAAGGAAGUUAACAGCUACGUAUAAUAUAUCAUAUAUUAGGCAAUAAUUCAUAUAUGAAUAAAGGAUUUUAUAAAUAAAUAAAUAAAUAAAUAAUACCUAAGUCGAAGAUGCCAUAAGCAGAUAGCUUUUGUUUUAAAGAAUUCUGAUCCAUAUGCCUAUAUGGACAACCAUGAUAUUCUCCAGGACCAAUGGAAUUACUUAUUAUUUUAUUACAACCGAGUGGUGUAUAAUUUGUUUGCUUUCCCUCUUUUCC